UGUGAACCGCAGCUUUAUUAUUCAGCAUGGGGAAAUUUCGUAGUAGGCUGUACAAGACUGAUCGAGCCCGAGACUUUGAUCAUGAACAGGAUCGCUCUAUACGAAUACAACAAAUCUAUCAGACCAUCGAUCGGCAACCGUAUCAAUGGAUCGUGGUUCUAGUUGCCGGGGUUGGCUUCUUCUUGGAUGGCUAUUCUCUCUUUGCCAGCAAUAUGGCUCUUCCAAUGAUGUCCUAUGUUUACUGGAGAGAUAAUGCCGCUUCCAGGAGACUUACCCUGAUCAAUAUUGCAACUUUGGCUGGUACCUUUUUUGGUCAAAUUCUGUUUGGUUUCCUAGCAGACAAGAAUGGACGGAAAAAGAUGUACGGCAUCGAACUGCUUCUUGUCAUCGGCUCGACGCUCGGAGCUGCCAUGGCGUCGACCGGUUACGAGAAUAGUAUGAGCAUAUUUGCAUGGCUUAUCUGGUGGAGAAUCAUGGUUGGAAUUGGUGUAGGAGCGGAUUAUCCCCUCAGCGCUGUAAUCACUUCCGAGUUUGCGCCGACCAAGCACAGGGCUCGAAUGAUGGCCACUGUCUUCUUCAUGCAGCCGCUUGGUCAGAUUUCCGGAAAUCUCGUAUCACUCAUUGUCAUUGCCGUCAGUAGACAGCACGGUAAUGACGACCUUGCGCGCAGCGUAGACAUUAUGUGGAGAUGGGUCGUUGGCAUCGGCGUCAUCCCUGGCGCUAUCGCACUUCUAUUCCGCUUUGCCAUUCCCGAGACACCGCGUUUUCUAUUAGAAAUCGAGGGUGAUCCGGUCAAGGCCGAAUUCGACGCAACCGCUCUCUUCAAUGAAUCGCCAACGAGCCAUGAGCUCGACUUUGCAAACUGGAACAACAUCAGUCUCCCCACAACCACUCAGCGCAGUCUUGGUUCCAUAGACGAAGACUCCGCUACGGCCCAUACCGACAUUAGCAUUCAGCAAACGACGCUCAACUCCCACUGGCGCCUCGCAAAGGCGGACAUUAUCCAAUACUUUUGGACCGAAGGAAACUGGCGGGCCUUGGCCGGCACAUCCUUGACCUGGCUGCUUCUCGAUUUCGGAUUCUACGGCAUCGGCCUCUCGAGCCCUCAGUUCCUUGCCAAUAUCUGGGGCUCCCUCCACAUAUCCGGAGCCGCACCGCCCUGGCAGACCGACGAUCGUCCCGACGCAAACCUCUACGACAUGUUCAUGAACACGUCCAUCCACGCCAUGGUGAUUCUGAACAUUGGCAGCGUCAUCGGCGGGUUGCUCCUGAUCUUGUUCGCCCAUCGUAUCAACCGCAUCAGCCUGCAGAAAUAUGGCUUCGUUGCCCUCGCAGCUCUCUUCAUCGCCCUCGGCGUCAUCUUUAUCAACCUCAAGAGAGAGGGGCCUUUUGCCGUUGUCUUGUACAUUAUCGGCCAGCUCUUAUUCAAUUUUGGCCCCAACGCAACAACGUACAUGAUCCCCGCCGAAAUCUUCCCCACCCGCUACCGCGCCACAUGCCACGGCAUCAGCGCCGCCUCGGGCAAGCUCGGCUCCAUCCUCGUCCAGAUUUUCUCCGCCUACUACAAAUUCGGCUCGUCGCCUGGCUCCGGCCAGACGGUACGAUACGGCUGGAUCCUCGUCGUGUUCAGUGUCUGCAUGAUUCUCGGCGCGCUUAUUACGCAUUUCUGGAUCCCGUCGAUACAGAGAAAGGCCGACCGGGGUAGGCUCUGGGGAGGCAAGCCCGAGACGCUGGAGAUUCUGGCGCAAGGUCGACGUGGAACGCGGAAGUAG
Xylona heveae TC161 is the source of this 1772-nucleotide messenger RNA. RefSeq names its product inorganic phosphate transporter. NCBI's taxonomy places the organism in Eukaryota, Fungi, Ascomycota, Xylonomycetes, Xylonales, Xylonaceae. The transcript has 5 exons. Bases 27 to 1772 code for a protein of 581 amino acids. Gene Ontology annotation, cellular component: membrane. Gene Ontology annotation, biological process: transmembrane transport. Gene Ontology annotation, molecular function: transmembrane transporter activity. The record is from RefSeq and is a predicted model, not a curated record.